This is a messenger RNA of Quercus robur (English oak), 2176 nucleotides long. RefSeq lists its product as uncharacterized. Gene Ontology annotation, biological process: protein ubiquitination. Gene Ontology annotation, cellular component: cytoplasm. Lineage: Eukaryota; Viridiplantae; Streptophyta; Magnoliopsida; Fagales; Fagaceae. The record is from RefSeq and is a predicted model, not a curated record. Gene Ontology annotation, molecular function: ubiquitin protein ligase activity. The transcript has 2 exons. Bases 318 to 2039 code for a protein of 573 amino acids.
AAAGUAGUGAGAAUUGUGAAAUUGAAGAGGUCCACUUUUUUGGUUUGAGCGAGGAAUAGGAAUAGCAUCCAAAGACUUUUUAAAAAGUCUUUUCUUUGUUCAAAUCAAUCUGAUGACCCUAUUAUGUCAUUUGCUUGGUAAUUUCAUUCCUGGCUUUUUCUCUGUAUUGAAGCUGAAGAGUGAAGACUGAAAGACCCAUCUUCAUCGAUAAAGAUUAAGACCCUUUUGGCGUCUAAUUCAGAGGAGAACCCACCCAACCACCCACAUGUGCUAAUUUCUCUAAGAUCUCAUUCCUCUUUCUCGUUUUCCUGUUUCAAAUGGAUGCAGACACACCAAGAAUCCCAGAACAGUUGCCUCAGUCCAAUGCCCAUGGCCGCAUUAAUAGUGGUUUUGUUGACCAUUCUGUCCAACCUGCAGCAUGUGGUUUAUGCCAAAGAAUCCUUUCUCCUGAAAAUGCGGCAAGUGGUGACCUCCAGACCAUUGGUAUAUGUGGGGACUGUAAAUUCUUAAUUCUUGAAGAUCAUUGGACCCCUAGGCAAGACUCAUAUCAGCGUAGGGCAUCUAGAGGAAGAAGAACCAGGUACAGCAGUUCUGAGUCUGUUGAAUAUCACUUCUCACAAGAACUUUCACAUGUAAUUAACCAGGCUAGCCAAAACCAAUCAAGUGUCUCUGGGUAUGAGGAUCAACCUUCAGAUGGUGAUGCUUCGGUUAGGUUAUUGCAGCACUCAAGUUCCCGCUCUACCCCAAGUGGAUCUAGAAUAUGGCGGCGACUACUCUCUGAUACUGAAAGUGAUGGUUUUGAUCAUCCGGACUCCCUUUAUGGGGAGAGUGAAUCAAAUGUCAGUUUUGGUCAGUACAGGGUUUUUCAUGGUGAGAGUGAUGCGAUUUCUUUUAGUGCCUAUGGAGGGGAUUCUGAUGCUUCUGUAGAUGGACAUAGUUUCCUGGACCGUGAAAUGUCUGUUCAACCAGAUGAUGGCAGCGAUUUUGAAAGUGAUUCUGAUAUUGAUCCUAUGCAUGCUGGCCUUGACCAAUGGGACUCUGAAGAAGACGAAGACGAAGAUGAAGAAGAAGAAGAAGAAGAAGAGGAAGAAGAAGAAGAAGAAGGAGAGGGAGAAGGAGAAGGAGAAGAAGAAGAAGGUGAGUGGGAAGAAGCUGAUGCUGAAGAUGAUGCAGAAGCAUUAACUGAAUAUGAAUAUCAAACUUUUUUCACUUCUGAGGCUCCGACUUGGAGAGGCAGGCAAGGUUCACAAACAUUUAUUCAUACCAUCUUUGCUAACUCAGAGGAAGAAGAGUUACCGCCUUAUGUCAGGAAUUCUGGGGAUUAUCUUGAUGCAAGAGGCUUUGAAGAACUGCUUGUACAUCUUGCUGAGACUGAAAGCUCUAGACGAGGAGCACCUCCUGCAGCCGUGUCUUUUGUAAAUAGUCUGCCUCGUGUAGUCAUUAAUGAGGAGCAUCAGAAGCAUGAAGGCUUAGCAUGUGCAAUAUGCAAGGAAGUUCUACCCAUUGGCACCGAAGUAAAUCAGCUUCCCUGCUUUCACCUCUAUCACCCUUCAUGUAUCUUGCCGUGGUUGAGCACACGAAAUUCAUGUCCCCUUUGUCGGUAUGAGCUUCCUACUGAUGACAAAGAUUAUGAAGAGGGGAAGCAGAACAAUAGUGGUGGAGUGGGAAUCCAUGAAAUCCAGCAGGAAAAUGUCAGUGACGACGAUUCCUCUGUUGUCUUUGAUGAAGCUGAAUCAGAUGAAGAGCGUGAACUUAAUCAAGGCAGAACAGAGCAGAGAGAACUGCUACAUGUGGAUCCUGCUACUAAUAGCUCUGGUCGGGAGGGUGGUAGGGGGAGAUGGUUUUUUCUUGCUGCUGCUCCUAUUGUCGGUCUCAUGGGCAUUGUGCUCGUGUUGUGGUUAGGCAAUCCUCUGAUUCAAAGAAGAGAGCCCACAAACCAAUGCAGCUUUGUUGAUCCUGGCCAUCAUCAAAUUCACAUUUCUACCUCCUCACCCACCCAAAGGGAGAAUAGGAGUAGGAGAUGGUGGUCAUUUUUCUAGGAAGCUCUUUGCUACUGGUAAAUAUAUCAAUUGUUUUUGCAUUAUGCAUUGCAGUUUGUGCUAUUGACCUGAAGGACAUAUUCAGGCUGUUGUGCUUUAACUUUUCAAUUAGUGGAUGUACAUCGUGGUUUGACAAA